This is a messenger RNA of Lolium perenne, 1155 nucleotides long. NCBI's taxonomy places the organism in Eukaryota, Viridiplantae, Streptophyta, Magnoliopsida, Poales, Poaceae. The record is from RefSeq and is a predicted model, not a curated record.
GGAGUACGGUGAGGCCACCUCCUGAACAACACGGCCCCUACCCAACAACGUCGCCGCUGCUACAUCACCGGAGCUCGUCCGCCAUGGCCUCCCCCUCAAGCUUCGGAAGAAUCGAUUUUGGCCGCCGCCAACAGAUCGAGCGACCGCCCUCUCUCCACAUCGCCUCUGCUGGAUUCAGCUGGCAGUGGAGCGCCGCCCCGAUUCGUAUAGCUCCAGUAGUAGUUAUGGGCGGCAGCAAAUCCAUUCGGUUGGAAGCAAGACGCGCCAUAAUCGCCGCUCGAGAGCUCGUCGGGAUCCGCGGCCGUUCCAGCGCGAGCUAGCUUUCCUAGCAGCACAAGCCACCGAGCCGCACUUGCCUCCCGCUUCCUCGCGCGAGUGCGUGCGCUGCACUGCCGCAUCGCCUUGGCCCAGACGCGAUGCCUCUGCACCUCCGCCCCUUUUCUGUGGACGCUCGCGCAGGCACACUGCUCUGCGACGAAUUUGAUUUGGGAAUCUCCUCAAGCUUCGGCAGAAUCAAUUUUGGCCACCACCAACAGAUCGAGCGACCGCACUUUGAUUUGAGAAUCUCCUAAAGCUUCAGUAGAAUCAAUUUUGGCUGCCACCAACAGAUCGAGCGGUCGCUCAAAUCGAGACGAGCUCGCGCACGCGGCAGCAGCAGCAACCAUGAAGAGCUUGGCCACGGACGAGCGGGUGUUCUGCCCGGACUGCCACCGCGCGACGGAGGUGGUGCUCAACCACGCCACCGGCGACACCAUCUGCACCGAGUGCGCGCUCGUCCUCGACGUGCACUUCAUCGACGAGGUCUCCGAGUGGCGCACCUUCAGCACCGACGCCGUCGCCGGCGGCGACGACCGCGACCCCAGCCGCAUCGGCUCCACGGGCGACCCUUCCUCGACGCCAAGCUCUCCACCGGUGCCCAGGAUGUUGACCAACUGCAGCAGGGCAUCCGAGCGGGGCGAGAUUUGGUGUUCGGGGUUCCGUUGGGAAUUUCACGGCCGUUUGAUGGCCGUGAGUAUCUACUCGCGAAGAUCCAAUCUAAAAGCAAAUCUAACGGUGUCUAGGGGGUUCUCACGUACCCCCCUUAUCACCAAAUCCACUCUCUCUUUCUAUGUUCAACUUGCAGAUCCACGAGCGCACGCCGCCCCUGCGCGCUGA